GCGCGUUCCCGCGAGAAGCCCUCUACCGAGUAACAGCGCGUCCCCGCAUCUUGACGGCGCUAAUUUGGAUAGUUUGUCAAUCAGGAAUUCCUCGGGGGUGGAAAAAAUCGCUCCGGGUCGUUUUCAAACCGUGCCGGACGGGGCAGGACGUCAAAGCGCCGGGCUAACGAUGGACGCCGCCUCGGCGGAGCGGUUGUGGUGACUUGCUGGAGGAGUAGCGGCGGGUUCCGGUGGAGAUAUUUUGCGCUGUCAGGAAGUUUGACGUAUUCGGUCGAUCAACGUUUCUACGGUUUGUUUUUGUUGUGGGAAAAAGCUGCGGGCUGGCCAACUCUCAUCUCCGCACAAAUGAAAAUAAAAUAAAACAAACCCUGUAAUGUUACAUCGCUAACUCGAGUGGGACUUGUUAAACAGUUUCACUUUAAAGUUUUGUCGAACUCUUUUACAGGAUUUUUUUUUUUUUUAUCCAGAUUUGCUAACAUUACAUUCAGGAUCGCGUUACAGCCAGUUUACCUCGGAUUAACGGUCGUUGCUUUCUUAUUGUUUUGUUCUGAAAGUAUAACGCUGCUGCAGCUUGUAUUUCAUCUUUAUAUUAUACAUAUAUUAGAUAUCUAACACGAACUCUUGCGCAAAUCUACAGAUUUAAGGCGGCCCGCCCCUUUUGGAGAGCCCAUAAAAUGGAUUUAAUAAAGGCUAAACGGCAACAGUUACACCUCCUCUGGUAGAUUUUUUAAUUUUUUUGUUUUUUUGUCAGUGAAGCCUGAAAAAAAGAAUCCAGAGACUGUCGAUCAUGUUUUGGAAAUUUAAGUUUUCCAAAGAUCCGAGGCUGCAGCGGCCUCAUCUGGAGCUGUUGGAUGCGUUGUUUUCCAUAUAGGAGCAUUUUCCGCCUUUCUUUAUCUUUUUAUCAGUUUUUUUGUUGCUAACCUCUCCUGAAAGAAGACAUACCCCCCUGAUACUUGGGCGGUGGGGGUGUGUGCAGCCCCUCCAUGGCGCCUUCACGCUCACCCCGUCACCCGGGUGUUUUGGUCUGACGGUGGGGGGGAGAGAGAGGGGGCCCCCGAUGGACGUCGGAAGCUCCGGGAUACGUCGCUCCACUGCCGCCCCAGGAUACCGGUGACCGGGUCGGCUGCAGGCGGGAGGUGUUCGUUUUACCUGAGGCUACAGGCUGUGGGUGGUCUGGCACAUCAGAGACGUCCGUCUGAACCCUGGUUUGUGGACCACGCACGCACCGCGCUGCCACAAUGAACGAGAGGCAGGCUCUCCACUCUAUAAUGAAGGACCUGGUUGCCCUCCAGAUGACACGACGGCAGCCGGUUUUUUCCUACGACAGCGGCAAACCAAAGACGUCGGCUCAGGCCAACAGACAGGACGAUGUCAGGAUAAAGUUUGAGUACUCGGGAGAGAAAAGGAUCUUGGUGUUUGGAAGGCCUGUGCUGUUUGAGGAAAUUCAGGAAAAAGUCAAGAGUGUCUUUGGCCAGCAGCUGGAGCUCCAUUACAUGAACAAUGAGAUGUCCAUUCCUCUGCGAGGCCAGGAUGACCUGGACAAGGCGAUAGACCUGCUGGACAGAAGCUCCAGCAUGAAAAGCAUCAGGAUAAUGCUUCUAUCUCGGGAGCACAGCAAUGCCUCCUCCAACUCUCACCAUGUGCCGUGCAAGCUGGUGAGGAUCAAGGCCUCCCACUCCACCGGAGACGUUAGCACCGCAUACCAAUCCCCUGAACCCAGAGGGCGCCACCUGUCGACAGGUUCUCAGAACACAGGUCGAAGUUCGCCGCCUCCUGGUUACGUUCCUGAACGGCAGCAGAGGAUUGCCCGGCAGGGUUCGUACACCAGCAUCAACAGCGAGGGGGAGUUCAUCCCAGAAACCAGCGAUCAAUGUGUGCUGGAUCCCUGGAGCAGCGCAGAAAAUUCAGUUUCCGGAAGCUGCCAGUCUCUGGAUAGCAACUCGGAAAGCCCAUCAAUGAGGAAGUCUCGCAUGCACAGAGCCAAGAGUUACCCAGAUAACCGGCAAGAGUUCUCAGACCGAGAAAAUCAUGUGUAUGACAAGGUAGCAGGGAAGGGAGGCACCUAUCCUCGUAGGUAUCACGUUUCCCUACAUUACAAAGACCACAGUGAAGGUCGCCGAACAUUUCCACGCAUCCGUCGUCCCCAGGGAAACCUGUUUACUCUGGUGCCCUCAAGACGAUCGCUCAACGGCAGCGAGGAGAGUCUGGGCAGCAGGCAGCAGGUCGACGCACAAGGCAGGCUGCGUCCACAUGAUCGUUCUGUUGCCCACAAGUCUCCCAGUGCCCCGGUGACGUGGCGUCGGGGGAAGCUUUUAGGCCAGGGUGCGUUCGGCCAGGUUUACCUCUGUUAUGAUGUGGAUACAGGGAGAGAGCUGGCUGCCAAGCAAGUCCAGUUUGAUCCUGACAGCCCCGAGACCAGCAAGGAGGUUAGUGCUUUGGAGUGUGAAAUCCAGCUUCUGAAAAAUCUGCACCACGAGCGCAUCGUCCAGUACUACGGCUGUUUGAGGGACCACAACGAGAAAACGCUCACCAUCUUCAUGGAGUUCAUGCCAGGGGGUUCAGUCAAAGAUCAGCUGAAGGCUUACGGGGCCCUGACAGAAAACGUUACACGGAAAUAUACAAGACAGAUUCUGGAGGGGAUGUCCUAUCUUCACAGUAACAUGAUCGUGCACAGAGACAUCAAAGGUGCCAACAUCCUGCGGGAUUCGGCAGGAAACGUGAAGCUUGGAGAUUUUGGUGCCAGCAAAAGGCUGCAGACCAUCUGCAUGUCUGGAACCGGGAUCCGCUCUGUGACCGGCACCCCCUACUGGAUGAGUCCGGAGGUGAUCAGCGGAGAGGGCUACGGCAGGAAAGCUGAUGUCUGGAGCCUCGGUUGCACCGUGGUUGAGAUGCUCACAGAAAAGCCUCCGUGGGCAGAAUUUGAGGCCAUGGCGGCGAUAUUCAAGAUCGCCACCCAGCCCACCAAUCCGCUGCUCCCCCCACGUGUCUCUGACCAGACGCGGGACUUUAUCCGCUGCAUCUUCGUGGAGGCCAAACACAGGCCGAGUGCAGAGGAGCUGCUCAGGCAUCCUUUCUCCCAGAUACAGUGCUGAGAUGUGCCGCGGUCCUGAACUGUCGCCGCGGGCGGGCGUUGCACCGGCGCCUCGCCGAGCAAAGCGCAGACCUGUGAGUGACGGCGGUGCUAAGUGCACUGAUCCUCCUUCACCAUCAUAUGCUUCAAAGGAGACCCAGCCUUCACGCACAGGAACUGAGAAAACUGA
Messenger RNA from Fundulus heteroclitus (mummichog), 3260 nucleotides. It is a transcript of the gene map3k3, whose product is annotated as mitogen-activated protein kinase kinase kinase 3. Gene Ontology annotation, molecular function: protein kinase activity; protein binding; ATP binding. NCBI's taxonomy places the organism in Eukaryota, Metazoa, Chordata, Actinopteri, Cyprinodontiformes, Fundulidae. The record is from RefSeq and is a predicted model, not a curated record. Gene Ontology annotation, biological process: protein phosphorylation. The transcript has 17 exons. Bases 1239 to 3092 code for a protein of 617 amino acids.